Amborella trichopoda is the source of this 2305-nucleotide messenger RNA. RefSeq names its product Ppx-GppA phosphatase. The record is from RefSeq and is a predicted model, not a curated record. Lineage: Eukaryota; Viridiplantae; Streptophyta; Magnoliopsida; Amborellales; Amborellaceae. Gene Ontology annotation, molecular function: pyrophosphatase activity.
UGAAAAGAUUUCGGAGAGAUAAACAAGAAAAUAAGAAAGAGAGAGAUUAGCCGGGGUACUUUAAUUGAGGUCUCUUAAUAGUCCGAUACCUAUUUCCUUUUCUGCCAUAAUCAAUGGCGAAAAACUUCACCAAUACGGCGAGCGCCAUGAUUUUGAGUUCUGAAAAUCACCCAAAGCUCUUGGCCUCAGUAGACAUGGGCUCCAAUUCCUUCAAGAUGGUCCUGGUUAGAGCUGAACCCAGUGGCCGAUUCCUUCGAAUUGAUCGCCAUAAAGAACCAGUAAGUCUUGGGCGCUAUAGGCUCUGUGAUGGCUCUCUUGGACCUGGACCAGAGGCCAAAACCAUUGAAGCCUUGAACAAUUUCAUGGGCCUUGCGAAGAAUUACAGUGCCCAAGUGAGCGUUGUUGCGACAGCGGCCAUUAGAGAAGCUAUUAACAGAGAAGCUUUCUUGAGAAACGUAGAGGAGAAAACUGGAGUAAGAAUCAGCCUUUUAUCAGGUGAGGAGGAGGCAAGAUUAAUCUAUCUUGGGGUGCUUCAAUUUCUCCCACUCUAUAAACAGACAAUUCUCACCGUUGAUAUUGGAGGUGGGUCAACUGAAUUUGUGGUUGGGUGUCAAGGAAAAGUGCUUUUUGCCACUUCUCUGAAGCUUGGGCACAUUGAUUUAACAGAAACCUUCAUAAAAAAUGAGAAUUCAAUUGAGCCGAGUGAGAAAGUGGAGAUUGCGAAUUCAAUUGGGUUGAGAGAGAAAGAUGAAAUUGGGAAAUCAAUUGGGUUGAGAGAGACAGUAGGGCUUGGGAAUUCAAUUGGUUUAAGAGAAAAAAAAGAAAUCGGGAAUUUAAGUGGGCUGAGAGAUAAAGUCAAGAAUUUGAGGCAGCAAGUGCGUCUGGUUCUCCAGGGAUCUCCUUUGGUUAAGUUUGUUGAGAAUUCCAAGAUCGAGAGAGUGGUCGGAACCUCGGGUACAAUAAAAGCAAUUGCGAAGGCAAUCUACAGAAGCCAUGCCUGUAAUUUCCCACUUUUUGAGGAAUCUGAGCAAUGGGGAUUCGGUAAAAGAGAGUUGGGUUCCAUCAUUGAGAAACUUUGCAGUGGACAAGAAGAUGCUCUAGCCCUUGGGUUCUCUUUGAAGCGUUCUGAAUCAAUCCUUGCCGGUUCAGUAUUGCUCUUAGAAAUAUUUGAAGUUCUUGGUAUUCAUGAAAUGGAGGUAUCUCCUUAUGCGCUUGGAGAAGGUGUGAUUGCCGAGAGCUUGGCAAGUACUUGCUUGAAUUAUGAUGUAAAUGCCAAUAUCAGGUGGCAUUCAGUUAUGAGGCUUGCGUAUAGAUUUAAUGGAAAGAAGAGGAUGAGGACUGCUAUAAUUUGUUCAGGUCUGGCUAAGGAGAUUUUUGAAGGCCUAAAGACUUGUUAUGAAAUGAGUGACACUUAUCAGACUAGAUCUGUUUAUUGCUUUGAUGGUAAAGAUUAUGAAUAUCUUGAAGCCGCAAUCUUGCUUCAUGGUAUUGGACAUUUUAUUGGCAAAAAAGGUUAUCAUAAACAUUCCUACAGGUUGAUCAAGAACAGUAAGCACCUAUACGGAUACAACUCUGAAGAAAGAGAGAUGAUUGCACUACUAGCUAGAUAUCACAGGAAGAAGUAUCCAAGAUAUGGACAAUCUUUGCUUGAGCCAUUUCCAAGAGAGGUACAGCUGAAGAUAGGAGUCCUUUGUGCUAUAAUUCGGAUCUCUCUUGCUCUACAGAGGUGCCAGUUUUUGGUCAUUAGGGGAAUAGAAAUUAGCAAGUCUCAUGAAGGUUACCAACUUAUCCUCAGAUUGGGUGAGGAAAACUCGCAAUCCUCCGAGAUCUUCCAAAUGAUAUCCACAGAACUUGAACCAGAAUUGCAACAUUUCAGCAAGGUGUUAACCCAGAAGAUAUGUAUAGUAGUUUCUCAAUGAACUUGGCUGUGACAAACCUGAUUCCUAGUGACCCCUAUGAUGGGUGAAGCUGAGUUGUAUAUUUACAGUCAUGAGGCUCCAUAAGAGAAUCAGAAAUGAACAUUAAUGAUUUCGCAGAAAAGCGCAAAAACGUUAUAGAUAUAGAUGAAACCUGAAAAGUUGUAGAAGGGGACGAAACCCCAUUAAAUAUUUAGGUUGUGCUGAAUGAAGAGCACAUUUUCACGCCAAUAAAAUGUGCGGAGAGAAGUGUGUCAUUGAUGGAAGGCUUUGAUUCUAGGCCCUAUCAAAUAGUUUAUUCAUGUAAAUGCCUUGAGCAGGCUACGAAGCAUGUGUCAUUGUACUUGUACCUAAAUGAAAAUCAAAUGAAGGCGCUCUUACCCUGAAAA